AUGGCUGCUAACAAGAGGAGAAGGAGUAGUGGCGCUGAUGACAUCGCAGAGGCGAUUCACCGGAUGGUGGAUGCAAUGCAGCCACUCGUAGUAGCGCAGCCUAGGACGGUGAUUGCACCUAUCAGGGUGCCGACCGUGGAGGAUUUCUUGCGCCACAAGCCAACUGAGUUCACUGGCAAAGCUUCUCCUGAUGAAGCAGAAGCAUGGCUCCGCAAAUGGGAAAAGAUAUUCACUGUGAUGAACUGUGCGGAUGAGCAUAAACUUCUGUAUGCCACCUACCUUCUGAAUGAUGAUGCUAAGUAUUGGACGCGUUUCCUGGAGAAAUACUUCCCAAAGACGGCUAAACAAGACAGGGAAGCUGAGUUCCUUGCACUGCAGCAAGGGGAUAUGACGGUGCAAGAAUAUGUGAAUAGAUUUGAGCACCUGCCGAGACAUGAGCUGAAGAGGGUGGUAACCCCUUUGAGGGAGAGGAGAUUUCUGGUCUUGGUGGAACAAGCCAAGAGUGUUGAACACCUAGAGAAGGGCCCUGGUCCAGUUUUCCGACAUCAGAGAAAUGUCGCAGAGGCUAGGCAAAUGAAGAAGCCCUAUAGUCGUCCUCCUACCACCUUAGGAGAUUUUAAAUGCUUCCAAUGUGGGGGAGCGCAUUUGAAGAGGAAUUGUCCUCAGCUGAAGAGUUCACCCACUAGACAGGGAAGCAGUCGCAAAUGCUUCAUUUGUGACCAGCCCAGGCAUUUCGCUAAUCAAUGCCCAGAGAAGAAGGCCAGUGCUACGAAGAAACCACCAGCCUCUGGAGCAAAGAGAGCUAGAGCAGUUGGGAGGGUCUUUGCCAUGACAUCUACUGAGGCUACUCAGUCAGGUCACAUAUUCAAGGUGAACUUGGUGUGCUUGCCCUUGGAGGGACUGGAUGUGAUAUUGGGGAUGGACUGGUUGUCUAACAAUCACAUCAUAAUUGAUUGUGGACAGUGCAGUUUGGUAUUCCCAGAACAUGAAGGGUUGGAAUUGAUAUCAAGUCGGGAAGUUGUGAAAGCAUUGCAAGACGGGGCCAUGUGUUUUAUGGCGGUGGCCAAGCCAGAGAAGAAAAGUGCUACGGAGGUGAUCCAAUCUAUACCGGUGGCAAGCGAAUAUGCAGAUGUCUUUCCAGAUGAAGUGCUAGGAUUGCCGCCUAGUAGAGACAUCGACUUCACCAUUGAUUUAAUUCCUGGUGCAGGUCCAGUGUUUAUGGCUCCAUACAGAAUGGCACCUACUGAGCUCGCAGAACUCAAGAAGCAAAUUGAGGAACCAUUGGAGAAACAGUUUAUUCGACCGAGCGCAUCACCUUGGGGAGCUCCAAUUUUGUUAGUGAAGAAGAAGGAUGGGAGUUCGCGACACUGUGUGGAUUAUAGGCAGCUAAAUAAGCUGACUAUUAAAAACAAAUAUUCGCUGCCAAGGAUUGACGAUUUAUUGGACCAGUUGAAGGGGGCAGGGGUGUUUUCCAAAAUAGAUCUGAGGUCAGGGUAUCACCAGAUUUUGGUUAAACUAGAAGAUGUGCAAAAGACGGCGUUCAGGUCCAGAUAUGGUCACUAUGAAUAUGUAGUGAUGCCAUUUGGAGUGACGAAUGCACCAACGAGAACAUCAGUUGUACAGGCAAGUUAUCCAAGUGCGAGUUUUGGCUUGAGGAAGUGCAAUUUCUUGGGCAUGUUAUUACAGAAGGUUUGUGUAGGGAUUCUCAAAGAAGGUAAACCCUCUGACACAGCUCACAAGAAGGAUCACCCAUUCUCCUGGAUGAAGAAGUGUGAAGAAUGUUUUGAAGAGAUGAAAAGAUGUUUGCCUACCGCUCUAGUGUCAGUAAUUCCUGAUACUGAGAAGAAGUUUGAAGUGUACUGUGACGCUUCUUAUCUAGGUUUAGGGUGUGUAUUGAUGCAAGAACGGAUGUCAGUGGCGUAUGCCUCACGGCAAUUGAAGAAGGAGCUGAAUAUGAGGCAGCGCAAGUGGAUGGAGUAUCUGAAGGACUAUGACUUUGAAUUGCUCUAUCAUCCGGGCAAGGCAAAUGUUGUAGUUGAUGCUUUGAGUCGGAAGAAGAUGCGUGUGUCUUGCAUGAUGAUAAAGGAGUUAGAGUUGAUUGAGAAACUCAGAGAUAUGAAUCUGGGGAUGUAG
Vigna unguiculata (cowpea) is the source of this 2133-nucleotide messenger RNA. Lineage: Eukaryota; Viridiplantae; Streptophyta; Magnoliopsida; Fabales; Fabaceae. The record is from RefSeq and is a predicted model, not a curated record.